This is a messenger RNA of Caretta caretta (loggerhead turtle), 2004 nucleotides long. It is a transcript of the gene CNIH2, whose product is annotated as cornichon family AMPA receptor auxiliary protein 2. Gene Ontology annotation, biological process: vesicle-mediated transport. NCBI's taxonomy places the organism in Eukaryota, Metazoa, Chordata, Testudines, Cheloniidae. The record is from RefSeq and is a predicted model, not a curated record.
GGGGUUGGCAGUCGCGGCGGAGCCGGUCGAGAACCGGAGCAGGGAGCUGAGCGGAACUGAGGCGGGUCCCCGAGCCAUGGGGCCCCGGGCUCCGCAGCGCUCCUAGGCGGGCGGGUCCGCCCGAUUCCCCACGGCGGCGCCCCGAGCUCAUGGGCGGCCGCACGGGCUGAGACCCCACGCCGGACGGGCUCGGAGGGACCCAGGCGUCCUGGCACCAUGGCGUUCACCUUCGCCGCCUUCUGCUACAUGCUCACCCUGGUGCUGUGCGCCUCGCUCAUCUUCUUCGUCAUCUGGCAUAUCAUCGCCUUUGACGAGCUGCACACAGACUUCAAGAGUCCCAUUGACCAGGGGAACCCGGCAAGGGCACGAGAGCGAUUGAAAAACAUUGAGCGGAUUUGCUGCCUCCUGAGAAAGCUCGUGGUCCCUGAAUACUCCAUCCAUGGGCUCUUCUGCCUCAUGUUCCUGUGUGCAGCCGAGUGGGUCACCCUGGGCCUCAACAUCCCUCUGCUCUUUUACCACCUCUGGAGGUACUUCCACCGCCCGGCAGAUGGGUCCGAGGUGAUGUACGAUGCUGUCUCCAUCAUGAAUGCCGACAUCCUCAACUACUGCCAGAAGGAGUCGUGGUGCAAACUAGCCUUCUAUCUGCUGUCCUUCUUCUACUACUUGUACAGUAUGGUUUAUACUUUGGUGAGUUUCUAAGAGGACUGAGUGGGGGACCUCACAAUUAUCUCAGUGGCUGCUCCUGGACUCCUGGGCUUACCCCCAGCCAGCUGUUUCUAGGAGAGCGCAAGAGAUGCUGGGAACACGGGGGGCCCCUGAAACUCCAACACCCCCAUGGGCAUGAUGCACUGCCCCCAUGGAUUUGAGGCUCUGCCCCAUCGCUGGACGACUCGCAGGAUCAGACGUUGGGCCUCCCCAUAUUAGGGCCGCCCCGUGUUUUGAGUGACUCACUAAACCCUGCUGCCCCUCAUUUCUGCAACGCCCAUGAGGAGGGAAGCAUCUCCUUCCAGAUGUACCCUCCCCACCUCUGAGAUGGGGGCCAGGGCAGGAGCGACCUCCCCCACCCCAGCUGUGACACUCCCCAUUGCCACACUCCAUUGUGAGCUUGUCUGUUGGGGGGCAGGGAGGGGGACGGGGCACCCUGCCCCACUGUUAAACCCAUUUUAGGGUGCAGGGGAGCUGGAUACUGGGCACCUCUCCCCUGUAGUGUCAUUAUAAUGCGGGGGUAGGGGGUCAGGGCUGAUGUCCCCAGGACUAGGGGUGUUAUUCUGUUGGACACAUUUACGUCUAAUCCAGAGGGGUGUAACCCACCCAGGAUCUCCCCACAACCUAUGGAGCACAGCCCCUGGCCCCCCCACCCCAGGGCAGGCCCAAACCCCACACAUGCCAGGGCGUGGCAGGGUAUUUCUGUGUGUUUGUAGUGUUGAAUUUGUUACCAGGAGUUAUUGUCUGGAGUGGGGGCUGGGGGCCCAGGGGGUGCCUUAACUAGACCCCAAGGAGAAGGGGCUCAAGGCUGAACAAUGACACCUCCACCCACUGCAAAUGUCAGGCCCACUCCAACCCUCAUUACCAAGUUGGGGGGAAGAUUUUGGGGUGCACUCAAAUUUGGGCCUUGAGUCCAGAAAGUGGGAUGGGGUCCCUGUGUGUGGGGGUGACCUGUUAUCCUGCAUGCGGGGGGGUGUCUCUGUGCAGAACACCCCAUUAUCUCACGUCGGGAGCUGUUCUGGGCUCGGUGCUGGGGAGGAAAUGACUGGUUUUAGAAGGAGGGGAUUCCCCCCCCCGCACCUCCAUCUGGGGUCAGACCCACACAGAAAGGGACCCUGGUGCCAGAGCUGUCUACAGGUGUUGGGGUGGGUGGGAGAAAUCGCUCCUCCUUGGUCAUUUCCCCCCCCUCCCCAUUUCCCCCCCUCCCUGGGACAUUUGUGUAUGAAAGAAACAUUGGCUAAACAAUCCUCAACUUUGUGGCUAAAUAAAAACUUGCAAAAAAAAAAAAAAGGCCCCCCC